CCUUUCCCUCUGAUCCCUCACCAUCCCACCACCCUGGCACGCACACGCUCGUCGGCGCCGCGAGCGAUGGGCACCAACAGGGAAUACGCAGACAAAGCAGUACAGACCGAAGAUGAAAUUCUACACGAUCGCAUCUCUCCUUCACCCCCCUGUAUGCUUCCCAACGAGAGCGCAUAUUCCCCUGUCACGGCGUCGGGUAGCUCCACAAGCGCGAUAUGCCUUCCGCUGGUGUCUCAUCGAUCUCCGAAGCCGAAGAAGACAUUCUUAGACGUUCGACAUCCGCCAGGUGACUUGACUAGCAGGCGCGUGGUGUCUAUGCCAGAGAACGAGGGGGAAGGGCCCCACUGCAGCAAUGGUCCCAGUGCGCGGAUAGUGUCGAUGCCAGACUACAUCAGGCCUCACCUUCGGUUUUCUGUCGAGUUACACGGGUCCACGUCCGGGGACCCUUUUGGCCCUUACUCAGAACAACUCGAACUACACCGGUCCCCCACUGACCUUCCUCAAAUGCCUUCACCCCCGUCUUCCUCAGAAUCGUUUCUCAUCGUUAGUAACAGUGUGCGACUUUCGGAAGAUUUUACGCGUGGAAUAGUUUUAUCUCACCCCCUUACGGAGGAAGCAGAAGAUUGGAUGGCAUGGGCGUCGUCUCCUCCACGACCGAUCCCAGCUCUCCAUGGGCCGCCAUCUCUCCCCUACGCUAGAUGUCCAUCAGGAGCCGAGGGUACCAUCAUUGAAGAGCCCAGCAACGUUUCUCGCAUAAUAUGGGGUCUAGGUUCGGAUGAUCAACUUCCCACUCGCCGAAGGCUACUCGAAGGAGGUCGUUUUGGUCGUGCUGAACAACCGAUGCCGCAGCCACCAUCCUCACGCCCUUCGCAGACGCAAAAGAAACCGACUGUCGCUUCGCAGCGACACCUGUUACUGCGCUCGUCUCCGAGGAAGGGCGGAGAACCAUCUGACAAGCAAUCUCGGCCUUGGCUUCCUCAUAUUAGCUGCAAACGGUCAACACCAGCCAAGCAGGCGCCGACCCAACAACCGUCCAUUGAGGUUAAACACUACUAUGGCGAUCAGAGUUUCGAACCUGUCAGUAACUACUCUCCCGGUGACGAAGCAUCCCCAACCACCGACAGGACGUUCUCGAGGUUACGGCCUGCCCAUGUUCCUCGACCGCUAGAGAAUUUUAGCACCGAUCUGGAGGAACGUUCCUACACCCCGCAAGGCAGUCGUUCACUCGUCGCCUCUUCUGCUCUUCACGGAUGCCUACGAACUACCCCUCGCAUAUUUGUUGAACCACGUUUGAAUGAACCAAGUUAUCAAGCCCCGAACCAUUCCACGAUGGAUACUGCUCAGCUUUCUCCUCAAUAUUUGUACCAGCGAGGCCCACGAACUCGGGAAGUACAGCAAGUUCCAGUUCCCUCAAGUUCCUCCUCACCUCUCUGGCCUCCGUAUGUCACCUCACAUCAAAGAUCUGCGGUACUCUUGCCUUCGGAUUCUGGCGUCUCUGCAGCCGGUCUGGAUAACAUUCACCUGAAAACACGUGGAUUGAGUACGAAAGCAUACUCACAGUCUCAGCCGCAAUAUCAGCAUGGACGCGAGUACGAUGGCAACGCUGAUGGCCGCAAGCACCUACAUGUGCGUGGUGCCCACUGCGGCCGCUCUCUUCCACAGAACGCAAAUAAUGCUCCGGAAACCAUCCGAAGAAAUACGACAUCUCCGAACACCUUAGCAAAUUACUUCAUGCAGAUGCAGGUGCAACCUCGGCCUCCAGACAUGCAUCGACCUAUCCCGCCAAUUGCUUCGGCUGUUCCUGCCCCGUUUCAUCCUGCUGUACACGGAACUAAUGACUACGAUGGCGGUGUUCGUCGUUCAUUUCGUGCAGCGCCGCCUUUCGCCGCUACCCGACGCACCGAGCAGCCAACGAGAGGAAGCCUUCUUAUAGAGACGUCUCGACGACCAAGGUCCUCGAGACAGUAAUCAGACAGAUCAAAGGAAGUGCAGUAAACUGUUUCGAGGGGAUCGUGUCACUUCUGUGGCCAAGGUUCACCUCGAUAACUAAAAAGUG
Pisolithus orientalis is the source of this 2056-nucleotide messenger RNA. RefSeq lists its product as uncharacterized. The transcript is spliced from 5 exons. NCBI's taxonomy places the organism in Eukaryota, Fungi, Basidiomycota, Agaricomycetes, Boletales, Pisolithaceae. The coding region runs from base 67 to 1968 and encodes 633 amino acids. The record is from RefSeq and is a predicted model, not a curated record.